Molecule: messenger RNA, 600 nt
Organism: Besnoitia besnoiti
Lineage: Eukaryota; Apicomplexa; Conoidasida; Eucoccidiorida; Sarcocystidae
Product: peptidyl-tRNA hydrolase domain-containing protein
Exons: 3
Coding region: 1-600 (199 amino acids)
Biological process (GO): translational termination
Cellular component (GO): mitochondrion
Molecular function (GO): translation release factor activity
Source: RefSeq, a predicted model, not a curated record
AUGAACCCUCCUGCAUCAACCAGGCAGUCGUCAAUAGGAGCUAGCCUUAUCGCUGUUGAGGAAGGCCUCGAUGCUUUUCCAUCAUCGGAGGAGCACGUAGAAAAAGUGGCCUUGCAAACGCUGCCUGGAGAAUUCUCUGAGGACGCGCUCCGUUUCUCCACUGACAAAGGCGCUCCGUCCCGUGGAGAUGGAGGAGAAAGCCUGCUGAAUCGCAGUAUCUGGGCUCAAAAGCUCUCUGCAGUAGGCACUAGCGUGGAGGACGUCGAAGAACAGUGCGUGAAAGGCGGAGGGAAAGGAGGCCAGAAGAUCAACAAGACAAAUAACUGCGUGGUGAUCGUGCACUCGCGUCAUGGGCUGGUUAUUCGGUGCCAGCAGAGCAGAUCCCAGAGGAAAAACCGCAUUUUCGCCCGCGAACUUCUUCUUCAGAGGCUUGAGGAAAUCCACCUGCGAGAGCGACAACGCAUUCGCGACGCGGCGGAGAGGGAGAGGAGGCGUGAACGCAGACCGACGGAGGCGCAAAAGGCGCGCGUGAGGGCCGAGAAGCAGCGCCGUUCGGAGAGGAAAGAGGAAAGACGGCGAAUCUCUGCCUUUGAAGAGUAG